Ilex paraguariensis (yerba mate) is the source of this 654-nucleotide messenger RNA. Lineage: Eukaryota; Viridiplantae; Streptophyta; Magnoliopsida; Aquifoliales; Aquifoliaceae. The record is from the annotation of a GenBank genome assembly.
AUGGUGAGGAAUAAUGAUUCUGCAAAACCAAAUGAUAUAAAUGUUGCUUUUGACUUGGAUAAUACAAGGGAGAUUGCUGGGGAGGAUAUGGAAAAUGGUAGGAAUAUGCCUAUAUUGGGACAUCCAACUUUCCCUGAGAAGAUGACUGAUAUUGGAAACUCUAAAGCUGAUGAGAUGAUUACUGAACCUGUCCCACAGGAUAUGAAUAAUAAUUCUGAUACUGUCAAGGUUGUAGCAGGGGAUAUGGAAAUUCAAAAUGGAGAUACAGAGAGAGUUGAUGUGGGAAAUCUUGAUAAUUCUCAGGUGGAUUAUGAUUGUGAAACUCAAGUUACUAGUGUAAAAUGGAUUAAGUGGGAGUUUCCAUUUGAGGGAUCCCUGAAAUUAAAUGUGGAUGGGGCCUCCAAAGGGACUUCUGAAUUAUUUGGGGGAGGUAUGGUGGUAAGGGAUUCUAGUGGUCAGAUGAUAUUGGCUACUUCUGUUUUGCUGGAUGGGCUACAGAUGGUUAGACAGAAUAGAUUGGAGGAGAAACAACUUAUGAUUGAGUCUGAUUCACAAAUUCUAGUUCAGAUGGUUUUGGGGAAAGUUGGGGUACCUUGGAGGAUUAAAGGGAUUUUGGAGCAAAUUUGGCAGGAGCUUAAGAAGAUGCAGUUUUAG